Frankliniella occidentalis (western flower thrips) is the source of this 2925-nucleotide messenger RNA. RefSeq lists its product as uncharacterized. Gene Ontology annotation, molecular function: protein binding. The coding region runs from base 383 to 1735 and encodes 450 amino acids. The record is from RefSeq and is a predicted model, not a curated record. Lineage: Eukaryota; Metazoa; Arthropoda; Insecta; Thysanoptera; Thripidae. The transcript has 12 exons.
GAUGUUACCAUCAAGAGAGCUGUCACUUUGCCAAACUUGCUGUUCAUCUGAAAACCAAUGAAUAUGUGUUAGUUCAAAGUCUCCCACUUGCCUCACUGAGUUCAGUGUUGUUUCCUGUCUGCUAGUUGACAUUAGAAGUGGAAGACCAACAACAAGGAUCUGGGUUUUGACUUUCAGCAAAUUUUAAGCAAAAAUGUGAAUGUAGUAACAGUUUGGUGCUCGUGGGAGCUUCGACUCUCCUAGUGCUUUUUGUUAAAUUGUAUCGUUUUACAAUGCAAUCGAUUUGGCAUAAUCUUCCAUGCAAUUACAAAUAAUAACAAAAAUAUCAUAAAUAUUGCUGCUUUGAGCCACUUUUCUCUUUAAAAGCUUGUAUUAUUUUAAAAUGUCUGUAAGUGACCCUUUAAUUAAAGAUCUGAAAGGACAUCUCCGCACUUUAAUCGAGCAGCAUUUUAGUCCAGAUGAAGGAAAAAAGUCUCCAGUGACUGACGAGAGUGAUAUUUUGGUUAAAUUUUGUGAGUCUCUUGAGAGCGUUCUCUCAAAAGGUCUUAAGCCACAGUUGACUCCUCUUGGAUUUGGAAAAGAAGGAGAUGUUUGGACUUGGAUGUCAUUCUUUGGAGAUCAACGCAAAGGAGCUACAUUUGGUUACGAAUAUGCUGUUAGCUCAGUUAAGAAAGAUUCCAAAGUCUCCACCAAUGUUGGGAGAAUGCGCCUGCUUAUAAGAACUUGUCUCUCUCAUCAUUGCCUUUUCAAACCAAUUGAAAUGAUUGUGGGCAAUCCACAGCUGGCCUCAAGAUGGUAUCACAGUGGUAAUUCUAUUGUUGCUCAUGAAAUACUGGGGGAGAUAUUACUAUCAGUGAUGCACCAGGUUGGACAGUUAGUUUUUCACUUAGACAUCACAAAUUCAUUUUUCCUCGAUGAAAGCUGGCUCAUUCCACCACGUCUAAAGUUUGAAUUUGUUCCCAGUAAAGAACUUGGAAUAUGUGUGGUGUUUGUACGAGGGAAGGGUUUAAUUGUUGGCUUGAGGGAACAUGGAGUAGCUGCUGAAAAUGAAUCCAUUGUAAUUGGCGAUGUGCUUGAAGAAUUGAAUGGCAAUGUUGUUUCGGGAACUAUGAAAGGACGGCUCUCCUCUGCUUUGCGCCGUAAUGUUGGACAGCCUACAGUACUCAGCAUUAUAAAGUCUAACUACAACACAGGAAAGCCCUAUCCUCCUUUACAAUUUCUGAGAAAAAUCGCAAAUGUUGAUCCAUCAGAAUUGGAAAGGUUGCAAUUCUCAACGUCUGUUAACUCUGAAGCAAAGAGCCCUUAUGUAAAGAAGGCCACAAAUGAUUCUUAUCUAGUCACAAAGGGGACUGGGUAUCCUGUCAUGUAUGUUGGAUCUGUGCCAGUGGGUGCAAAAGGUGAUUUUAGUCUUGUGGAGACUGCUGUUGAAAACAUAUUUAAAGCAAAUGAGAAACCUACACACCAACCGGUGCUGCUGGAAUGCCAAGAAAUGAAUGUUCGUGUUGCAAGUCAAGACACGGGAAAGACCUUAAUGCGUCAUACCUUCAUGCAAAUUUCUUCCUGUGGUAGCAGUUAUGAAAGAGAGGGUUACUUUGGUUACAUUGCAGGUGAUGAAAGCUGCAAUGUGGCUAAAGAUUUUACUUGUCAUGUGUUUUAUUGGAAGGACGAUGAGCGGAUCAAUGUAAUCCUUAACAGUAUUGCUCAGGGCUUUCAACGGACUCAUUAUGUUGUCUAGUUACAUUGAUUAAACUAGUAAGUUUGUGGUGUAUAUGCCAGGUAGAACACGUUGUCAAAAUAAUGUCAAAAUGACCUCAUUUUGACACUCAUCGUCAAAAUUUACUGCAGCUAGGUAGCCAUAAUGAGCUCAUUUUGACCUCAAAUGAGGAUCAUUGACGAGUUUUUGACGAUUGUGUUCUACCUGGGAUUUCUGAAGAGGCUAGAAAUAUGCUUUGCAAUUUUUAUUAUCAUUCCUGUGUGAUAUUGAUUUGGAUAUGUCUUUUUACUAUUGUGAUAUUUUGUAGUGUUUUAAAAACUAAGUAUAUUGCUGUUUUUUUGUUGUUUUUUUUUUAUUUUGUUUGUUUCAUGUUGAUAUUUGUGGUCAUGGUAGCACAAUUUUUUUUCAUUUUAAGAUUGCAUUAUUAUUACAUCAAACAAAAGCUUCUGUACAAAAGUUAAAUUUGAAAAUUUAGUCUUCCUCUCUAUACAUGUUACCAAAUGUUUCCGUGUGGGAUCAUUUUUUAUAGUUGUUAGAUCUAAUUUGUACUCAAGCAUUAUUUGUAUUUCUGUGUAAGAUAUUUUGCUCACAUAUUGUGAUUCAUUUUGAAAUGGUAACCACCAUUUGGUAAGAUUACUGUAUGUCAAAUUGUAAAACUUCUUUGAAGAUUCUUUACCACUAUUGCUAAUUUUGAUUGAGAACAUUUUUGUGUGCAUAGCAUACUAGUCCAAAAUCCACUCAGUGGAGGGGGAUCUCUCCACCGCGCCACAAUCAUAUCCUCUCACCAUAUCUUAUAUCAACAAUUCCAAUGCUCUAAGUAUCCAAGUUACGAAUCAAUGUUAAAUCCUCAAAUGUGUGUUUUUGGUAUGCUGUCCCACAUAGUUCAAAUUCCGUGUUGUGAAUUAUCAAUCCAAAUGGCAUUUGGUUUCUUGCUCGACCUCAUCAGUAUCUACUCGAUCUCUUAAGUUGUGUUUACAUAGUUCUGACAGACGUUUUCGUCGAUUUUGUAUUUUAUGAGUACUGGUAGCACAAUCUUACAGCUUUGGAUUUUAUUUUGAAAGCUUAUCACAGCUCAACAAUUACACUGUAUCUAAUUAUUACAAUAAUGUCAAAAUAUUUUCAUGUCCUGUUCUGUGAAAGGCAGCCUACACUGCUAGUCACAUAAAUACUUUAUUUGUGUGGCACUGAUUAAAACCAAAAUGGAUUGAAAA